This is a messenger RNA of Aphis gossypii (cotton aphid), 1709 nucleotides long. RefSeq names its product inhibitor of growth protein 3-like. The transcript has 9 exons. The record is from RefSeq and is a predicted model, not a curated record. The coding region runs from base 488 to 1546 and encodes 352 amino acids. Gene Ontology annotation, cellular component: NuA4 histone acetyltransferase complex. Gene Ontology annotation, biological process: regulation of DNA-templated transcription. NCBI's taxonomy places the organism in Eukaryota, Metazoa, Arthropoda, Insecta, Hemiptera, Aphididae.
UGACGACUAUCAAAUGAUAAGGGAAAUUUAAUAAUAAUAGUUAAUAGUGGACAUGGGUCAGUGACUGCUAAAGUUCAUGAUAAUACAAGUAGGUGCGUACUGCGUAAUGUAGGUAUGAACUUUAUCGGCAAGUUCGUUAUAGCACUACCUAUCUAUAUAAAAUAUGUAGGUAUGACUGAAAUAUUUAUCGGAGCAUUGUUUUCGAUUAUAUUACCUUACUGCCGUAUAACUAUUUGUAAUUUGAUAAACAUAAUAUUUCGAAUUUUAGUUAUUAAUCACUAAUCAGUAUUUAUUUUCCUAUUCACAAUAACCUAUCAUUAGUAUUGUAGUAUCACUUCAAAAUCGGCAAAGCCACAUUUUUGGUACAGUUCGUUGACCGUUUCGAUAAUACAAACCAUAUAAUCUCGUUUUUAUUAAGUUCAAAUUAAAUACCGGUUACUCUGUUAUUUGUUGGUAGUUAUUUCUCGUGACUUAAAUAAUUAUCAUCAUGUUCUAUUUGGAAGAUUUUCUGGAAAAACUUGAACUCUUACCGCAAGAGAUAAAAAAUCGCACUGCAGAAAUUGGAAAACUGGAUUUGCAAGUCGAAAAUUCUAUGAACCGUAUAAAAAAUAACGUAGACACUUUAUUUUCAAAAGCUGACACUAUGAAUUCAGAUGAUUUGAAGGAUAAAUUUAAAGCACUUAUGAAAGAAGGUGACAAAUCUCUUAAACAAUCUGACUCAAAAAUACAGAUUGCUAAUGAUAUGCAAAAUCUCAUAUUAAAAUACAUUAAACGACUGGAUCUUGAGUUACAUGGAUUUAAAACUGAAUUGGAAGCUGAUAAAAGUGGAAUCACUCAACUUAUUGAAAAAAGAAUUUUAGAUUCAGAUCAAAGCAAUUCAUCCAAUCAUAAAGAGAAUAAUUAUGAAACAAAUAGAUGUCUUUUUGGAGAAAUAGAAGAAGUCUUAAAUAAUGUCAGCAGUGUAGAUCAAAAAUUUAUUAAAGUAGCUUCUGAUGCAUCUAGUAGUGAAGAAUUAGUAUCUUAUUUUCAACCUGAUACAAGUCCUGUUAAUUCUCAAAUGGCUCCAUUUCCAUUAUCCUUCACGAUGGGAUCUGGCUGCUCAGAAAUUUCAUCAGUUAAGUCUGAAGCUAUUGUUUCUUCUCAAAAGCUGUCUUGUGGGCGUAAGUCAACUAGUUUAAAAGCAUCCUUUAAUGCAAUUAAUUAUGACCUAAUUAAAGAUCAAUCAGAUUUUUUAUCAAAAGAAUUUUCUAUUAGUAAAGAAAUUACACAAUUAAUUAAAUCUAGUUGUAAACAAACAAAAAAAAAUAAAAAACUUGGAAGAGAAAUUGUAUGUAAAGAAAUAUCAAUUCAUAGAAAUGAACUAAUCGAUCCUAAUGAACCUCAAUACUGUUUAUGUAAUCAAAUAGCUUAUGGUACAAUGGUGGCUUGUGAUAAUAAUAAGUGCCCACAUGAAUGGUUUCAUUAUGAAUGCGUUGGUAUUAUAAAUCCACCUAAUGGAAAGUGGUAUUGUCCUAAGUGCAUUAUCAAUAUGAAGAGAAAAAGAUAAAUAGGUACUACGUUCGACCACAUUAUUUGUUUGUUAUGUUUUACAAUAGCUUUAUAAUAUUAUAUAUUAUGCUUGCUCAUAUUAAUAUUUUUUAAUAUAGUUGUUCCCAUUCUAUAUUGUAGGAAUAUUUGACUACAAACAAAAUAUACAUUUUUGAAAUCAA